AUGUCUGGAUAUAUUCUUAAUUAAAGUUUAUAGCAACACAAUGAAAGUGCAAAUAUAAUUCUGAUAAAUGGAAUGAAAUAUGAAAAGAUUAACCCACCAAUUGGAUCAGGAACUGAAGGUAUAAUUUAUUAGGGAAUUAAUGUUCAAACAAAAUAAAAAGUGGCUAUUAAGGAAAGCUAUCGAUGCGAUUAGAACAUAAUUAAUGUCCAUUAAACUAUUUUCCAAAAGAAUUGCAGUCAUAUCAUAGGAAUACUUGGAUUUCAAUAAACCAACAGUUAAGGUUUAAUAGUUGUGAUGGAAUAUGCUAAUGGAGAAUUCUAUAAAUUUAUGAAGUAAGAUGAGUUUAACAAAAUGACUUAUGAAGAAAAAAAUUCUUUAUUUAUUUAAGUAAUUAUUUUUAUGAUUUUAGAUGGUAAAAGGUGUCUAAUAGCUACAUUAAAUGGGACUAUUCCACAGAGAUUUAAAACCUGAAAACUUUGUCUACAUCGAUGGUUAAAAUAACAAGAAAACUAUUAAAUUGAUUGACUUUGGUUUUGCCAAAUACAUUUCAAAUAAACUGAGGAGUACUUAUAAGAUUGGAACACCAUACUAUAUGGCUCCAGAAGUUAUGGGAACUCAAGGCAUUUUAUAUAAUAAAUCAGUUGAUAUAUGGUCUUUGGGAGCAAUUUGGUAUGAGGUAUUAGUUGGCCAAGUAUUCUUUAAAUGUAAUAACAAUUAUCUAUUUUAGGUAAUUUUUAAUAGAAUAUCCAGAAUUUAAUCCUUAAUUAGAAAUAAAAAGAUAUUGAUUUAUAGAUUGAAUAAAAUUAAUCGAUACAACAAAAAGAAAAAUUGUUUAUUAAAAAAAUGCUUCGCAAAGAUCAUUUAUCAAGAGUAAAUUUACAGGAUAUUUUAGCAGCAUACAAUUAAAAUGGAGAGUAAACAUUUCCAAUUUUCAAACCCCUUAUUAAUGAGUAAGAGGAUAAAAAGAUUUAGGAGGAAACCAGGAAUUAAAUAUCAAUAAACAAAGAGAAGUUUCAAGAAUAAUUUGAAGGGAUGAGAAAAGAUUUAGAAAGGAAGAUUGAAUAAGAGAUAAAAGCAAAAUAUGAAAAAAUCAAGGAUGAUUACAAAAUUGACUUAGAAACAUAGAUAAAGCAAAAACAAAAUGAAAUAAAAGAGUAACAAGAAAAGACUCAAAAAUAUGAAGAGGAUAUUUAAGAAAUAACCUAAUUGAAAAUAGAAUAAGAAUUAUCCUUUUAAAAUUAAAUGGAAUAGUUUAGAAAGCAGAAAGAUGAUGAAUACUAUUCUUAAAUUAAAAAACUAAAGUUAGAAGCAAAUCAAGAAAAAGAAUAGUAAAUUUAAGAACAAGCAAAAGAACUAGAAGAAAAUCUUAGGCUCGAAUAUGAAAGAAAAUAUUUACUAGAAUACAACGAAAAGGUUACUCAACUGGAAUAAAAAGAAUAAUUACAAUAUUAAUAAUAAUUAUAGGCAAAAAGAUAAAAUUUGCUUAAUAUGGUGUAAUUAUAUUAAGAUACAAUUUAAUCAUUUAUUGAUCAAUUAAAAUUGCAAUUAUAAAGUCUUAUGGAUUUAAAUGUGUAAGGUAAUUAAUAAGAACAGUUAAGAUCUUAAAUCAAUAAGGAAAUUGAGUAAAAUGACUCAUAAAUAACAAUUAUGUUAUAAGCAUAGUAAGAGAUAAAAUAAUUGUAGUCAUUAGAGAAGCUUCAAGAAUAAGAGGAUAAAUUGGUUAGUGAACAGAAAAAUUCUAUUACAAAAUAACUGAAUGUAAUCAAUAAGAUAUCUGAGUAAGUAAAUGCUAUUGAAUAGUAAUUAAGAACUACAUAAUAAAUUGAGAAUCAAAAAUAAGAAAGAGAGCAAUAAUUGAAAAAAUUAAAGGAAACCUAUUAAACACAAAUUAACAAUUCAAAAUAGUGUAUAUAGUCCACUACUUCAAAUUUUAAUACAAUUAAGGAAAAAAUGUAAAUUUACUAAGAAAUUAAGUUUGAUUUUUAAGAGAAAGUUCAGAUUCAAUAUUUUAUAAAAUCAUAUGAGAAAAUUGAAUAAGAAUUAGAAAUUUUAAGACAAAAAGAGAGUAAUAUUUGUAAAUUUGAGUAAAUAUAGUAGAUUAUUCAAUAUCAAUCUCUUAUCUGCAAACUUGAAGAUAUUUAAUAAACUUUGAGUCACUUAAAAAUUUAAACUAGAAAUACGAUUUAAAGUAUUCAAAAGAUUGACUAAGAUUUUAUUGAUAUAUAGCAAAAUAAAAUAUAUGAUUUAGAAAUGUAGUUAGAUGAUUAUAUCGAGAAAUUUACUUAUUUAUCUCCAAAUCUUAAGUAUAAAUAAGUAAUUAACCAAAUUAUUACUAGCGUUUAAGAGUAAAAUUUGCAAACGAAUGAUUUACAAUUAAUAUUGAAUGGCAAGAUAUUUUAGGAAUAUUAAAAAUUUUAAUAAAUUAAUGACUCAAUUUAAAAGUAAUUAUAUUAUUUUUGGAAAUAACAUAACGAUAUAACUCAAUAAAUUUAUCAUGAUGAAUAAACUUAAUAAAGAAAAGAGAAAAGAAUAAAAGUAUUUGAAACUGCAUAAACACAAUUAAAUAAUUCUAUUGAUAAAUUUACAAAUUUAAAAAAAUAGUUUGAUAAUUUAUUUAGCAAUCAACAUAAUAUAGCUACUUCAUAUUAGAGCAUGAUUAAAGAAAAAAUUGAAAAAAUAGUUUUAAAAAUAUCUGAGUAUUAAAACUUAUUCAAGAGGUGCUAAUAAUCUGAUAUAAAUGAUUCCUGUAGAACCUCAAUUAUUUAAAUAGAUGAAUUGGAAUAAUUUUAGGAAAAGUUAUAAUAACAAGUGGAUGAUGAAACAGAAAACUUGACUAAAUUAUAUUUGCUAAUCUAAGAGGAAUAAUAAAAUAGCCAAUAUGAAAAGGAAAUAUUUAAGUUAAAUACUCAAUUGCAAACCUUAUUCAUGCAAUUCUAAAAAGCUAAAAGUUCAAUUAAAAUUGAAUGUAAAAGCAUAGAGUUCUUGAGGAAAAUGAAUGAGAAGAUAAUUUAACUUAAAGAAACUUUAGAAAAAGAAAGUCAAUAUUUGAAAGAUAAUUUGGAAUUAUUUGGUGAAAACAAAAGAUUAAUUGAGGAAAAGUUUAGUCAACUAGAGAAAUUAAACGGGUCUUUCAAAAAUCAAAUUAAAGUUUUGGUUGCGCAAUUAUAAAAAGAUAGCUAGAAAGCAGGAGGAGAAUUAGAACUUUUAAUGAAUUCUGUGAAUGAAAAAAGUAAAGAAAUAAAAAUCAUCCCUAUGGAUACUAAACUAAUGGAAACUUACGAAGAAUUAUAAAUGUAAAAUCUUGAAUUAUCAGAAGAAAUAAUUUAGAUAAAUGAUAAGAUAUUUAAUUCUCAAUUAAGUUUAUCAUAAUUAAAUUAGUUAAAAGAAUAAAUUUAAAAAGCUAUUUCCAAUUUAGAUGAUUUUAAGAAGAAAUUACCUAAGCAUAAUGAGAUUCUAGAAUUCAAUAAGACAUUUCUAUGCAAUUUAGAAUCUUAUACAUUAUAUUAUGCUCUAGUUAAUUACAUAAAGCAGUCUCAUAUCACAAAAUAUUAUUAAAGAAUAAAAGAAUUUGCAAAUAGGUAAAUAAAGAAAUAAAUCAAUAAAAGCGACUAUUAAAAAAAUUUUUAUCAAAAAUACCAAUCUGAAAAAGAAAGUAAUAGCACAAAAGAGAAGGAAGCUUAAGAUUUAUUAUAGAGAUACAAUAAUAUUUUGUUUAAGGGUUAAUUUAAAAUGAUGAUAGAAGAAAUGGAAAAAGAUCAAUAAUAGAUGGAGACAAUUAUUGAAAAACUAGAAAUACAGAUUAAGUAAGCCUUUAAGACAAAGUUAUAGGGUGCUAUAAAAAAUUAAGAGAAAAUAAAAGAACUCCUUAAGUAAGAGACCUUUAAAAAGAGAUAAUUUACCUAAAUUAUAGAAUUUAACAUAAUAUCAAAUUCUUAAAAUUAGUAUUGA
Paramecium octaurelia is the source of this 3948-nucleotide messenger RNA. The record is from the annotation of a GenBank genome assembly. NCBI's taxonomy places the organism in Eukaryota, Ciliophora, Oligohymenophorea, Peniculida, Parameciidae.